Molossus molossus (Pallas's mastiff bat) is the source of this 1860-nucleotide messenger RNA. RefSeq names its product N-alpha-acetyltransferase 10, NatA catalytic subunit (gene NAA10). The coding region runs from base 146 to 853 and encodes 235 amino acids. Gene Ontology annotation, molecular function: protein N-terminal-serine acetyltransferase activity; protein-N-terminal-glutamate acetyltransferase activity. The record is from RefSeq and is a predicted model, not a curated record. Lineage: Eukaryota; Metazoa; Chordata; Mammalia; Chiroptera; Molossidae. The transcript is spliced from 8 exons. Gene Ontology annotation, biological process: N-terminal peptidyl-glutamic acid acetylation. Gene Ontology annotation, cellular component: NatA complex.
ACCGCCUCUUCCGCCGCCGCCCCCGCGAGCCCGAGCCUUGCCCCAGCCCCAGCCCCGGCCCGGCCGCCCCGGCGUCACUUUGGAGCGCGGCGGCAGCUGACUGCGCGUUUACGACCGGCUGGGAGCCGCGAUCCCCGCCGCCGUUAUGAACAUCCGCAAUGCGAGGCCAGAAGACCUGAUGAACAUGCAGCACUGCAACCUCCUGUGCCUGCCAGAGAACUACCAGAUGAAAUACUACUUCUACCAUGGCCUCUCCUGGCCCCAGCUCUCUUACAUCGCUGAGGAUGAGAAUGGGAAGAUUGUGGGGUAUGUCCUGGCCAAAAUGGAAGAGGACCCAGAUGACGUGCCCCAUGGACAUAUCACCUCACUGGCUGUGAAGCGUUCUCAUCGGCGCCUUGGCCUGGCUCAGAAGCUAAUGGACCAGGCCUCCCGAGCCAUGAUCGAGAACUUCAAUGCCAAAUACGUCUCCUUGCAUGUCAGGAAGAGUAACCGGGCCGCGCUGCACCUCUAUUCCAACACCCUCAACUUUCAGAUCAGCGAAGUGGAGCCCAAAUACUAUGCAGAUGGGGAAGAUGCAUAUGCGAUGAAGCGGGAUCUCACCCAGAUGGCCGAUGAGCUGAGACGGCACCUGGAGUUGAAGGAGAAGGGCAGGCACACAGUGCUGGGCUCCAUCGAGAACAAGGUGGAGAGCAAGGGCAACUCACUUCCAAGCUCAGGAGAGCCCUGUCGUGAGGAGAAGGGCCUGGCUGCCGAGGACAGCGGUGGUGACAGCAAGGACCUCAGCGAGGUCAGCGAGACCACAGAGAGCACUGACGUCAAGGACAGCUCAGAGGCCUCCGACUCAGCCUCCUAGAGCCUGCAAGUGCGCCUCUCCCUGCCCUGGCCUGCCCAUCCCAUCCUCACCCGAGGUUUCACAAUAAACUUCACCCAGUGGCCUUGGGGGGUUUGUGUGUGCGAGUGUGCACAUUUAGGGGGGUGUGUACCUCUCUCAGUCCCCUCUGUGUCCCUGUGGAGGUGGACCUCACGGCCUUUUGGCACAGCGUGUCCUGGAAAGUCCAAGUAGAAGGGAAGAGCUUUGUCUGGGCUUCUGAAGGUGCAGCUUCCAAGUCUGAUUGACUUUCAGCGUCUUUGGGCCCUAGGGAGGGAGACCCUGGAGUACUGGGAGCCACUUCCACCUUGGGGACAGAUGCUCUGCCUUCUGAACCCUGUUCUUCACUGCCUUGCUGGGCUCUAGAUGCCUAAGUCCAACUGUUCAUUGGGCUUAUUCACUGAUGUCCUAUCUGGAUAAUGGCCCAACCAGCUACCCAGUUGCUGAAGUCCUAGUAAUUGUUUUUUAUUCCUUUCUCCCCGACCAUCCAAAAAGUCAGUGAGUUCUGUGUGUUUGACCACCAUAAUACUUCUUGAAUAUACCUUCUAACCUAAGUCUCAAUUUGAAAAUAAUUAGUAGACUUUAUUUUUAGUAGUUUUAGGUUUACAGAACUGAGCAGAUGAGUUCCCAUGCACCUCCUUGAUCCCCUCAGUUUCCCCUGUUAACAUUUUGCAUUGUAUUGCAUGUUACCAUUGAUGAGCCAAUAUUGAUACAUUAUUAACUAUAGUCCAGGGUUUACAUUUCCCUCUUUGUGUUGUACAUUCUAUGGAUUUUGACAAAUGCAUAAUAUCAUUUCACGCAGAUUAUAAGCCCUGUUUUUCAUGUCUUCACUAUAACCCCCAAAUUUGUUCCUGUGCCCUUGCUACAGCACCAUCACUUGCUGCUGCUAGUCCUCAAGCAGCCUGUCAGGGCUGCCCACCUCCCAGGGAAACUCAGCACUACUGAGCUGUCACUACCUUAUGUCUCUGCCACUGCAGAUGGCACACUACUCC